UUUCUUUUUUCGCUCGACCCACCUUUUUUUUUUGCUGUAACUGGAACGUCGUUCCUCCACAUCGUAUCAGAAAUGAAUCAGCAAGGUGCCGCUGCUGGCUGGGGUAGCCUGGCAAACGAUGCCCAACAACUGCAACAACAACAACAAUCGCCUGCAUAUAGUGGAGAUGACAGUGACGAAUAUAGUGACUAUUGCUCUGACGAAGAAGAAUCUGACGAUGACGCGCCACUUGCCAUCAGCUCGUGGGGCGAACAAACGACGACCAAAGAAGGAACAACAGAAUACAAUGUGUCUGCCGAAGGCUGGGCGGCGCUCAUUGAUCCCAAUUUCAAAUUGGGACCAGGUGGUUUGGGUUCAGGCAACCUUCACCGCAAAGGUGGCAACUACCGACCUGUUGACGAAGAGUAUAUUUUGAAUCAUCGAUUAAAGAAAGGUGGACCCAUGCCUGGUGGAAAGAAGAAGAAGAGAUCCAAAAAACCAAACUCCUCUACACCUCCAGUAUCAUCGUUUUCAUCCAAUAGUCGUGGCCGCGGUCGAGGUCGAGGAGGAGCACCACAUCUACCAUCAUCAAGACCAUCGUCAGCCAUGUCAGCACCAAGUCGUUACACACGCCAACCUCCGGCGAAUAACGCGUGGGGUGGCAGCCAGUUGACAGAUAAGCCGUUUUGGGAACAGCCUGCAUCAGCAGCAGCUCCACCUCCACCUCCACCUACCAAUUACCAGGCUGGCGCAUCUGCUUCGAAAUAUGCACCCGCUGGCGGAUCAUCGGCUUCGAGAUACGCGCCUCAACCUCAACAACAACAACAACAACAUCAACCACCGUUACCGCAACAGUGGGGCCAGCAACAGCAACAGCAACAGCAGCAGCAGCCACCACCACCACAACAACAAUGGGGCCAG
Messenger RNA from Zychaea mexicana, 900 nucleotides. RefSeq lists its product as uncharacterized. The record is from RefSeq and is a predicted model, not a curated record. NCBI's taxonomy places the organism in Eukaryota, Fungi, Mucoromycota, Mucoromycetes, Mucorales, Lichtheimiaceae. The annotation marks the transcript as partial. The transcript has a single exon.